Mollisia scopiformis is the source of this 2294-nucleotide messenger RNA. RefSeq lists its product as uncharacterized. The transcript has 4 exons. Lineage: Eukaryota; Fungi; Ascomycota; Leotiomycetes; Helotiales; Mollisiaceae. The record is from RefSeq and is a predicted model, not a curated record. Bases 52 to 1896 code for a protein of 614 amino acids.
GAAAAUAUAUUUCAAAGAACGGCAAUCUUCCUUGAAGAUAAAUUGUCAGCAAUGCCCCUUCCAGACUUGAUCGCCGAGUUUGCAAGUGGAUUAGAGGCCGCAACUCGUGCAAUCUACCAUUCGGAGCAAGAAAUUUGCACUCCGACGAAUCUCGCCAGAGUCGUUCAGAUUUACUCGAAUAUUACAUUCGAUCUUGAAGCUUUGUCUGUCAAGGAAAGAAAUGUAGCACUUGCUACCACUGUUCGUCAGAGUGCAAAUACAGGCGGUUGGUUGCAAGGAUGGAAAUGUCUGGUGGAGUCUUGCCCCGGUUGCGGUGUGCAUGAGGAGAUGCUAAGGGAUGUUGAGAUAGGUGUCCAAGCAUUCCAGAAGGUAGAAGUUGCCACCAAACAUCGUCCCGCGAUUCACGACAUCCAUCUCACAGUCGUCUCGGAGCCGAAACCGGGCCGCAUCGACCAACUCGGACCGAAGAGUCUUGGAGGCAAAUUUUGGGAAGGAGAUCUUGUGUAUCUGAAAGAAUACGAAGCCUGGUGUGGACCAGCGGAGUUGCUGAUGGGACCUUGCGUUUUCUUUGCUUGGAUCGGUAUUUGCAAGAAAGUUCCCAGAUUCAACGAUCCGAAGAUGCUGGAGGCGUUUUGGACUGCGCAGAUGUUGGGUAUAGUUGAUUAUGACCUGGACCAGGAUGACAGUAAUAUCAAGACUAAAAAGUUUAAGGAGGCGAUGGAGAGGACAGCAAAGAUGGGGGCUGAAAAUGAGGCAAUGAGGGGGGUUGCUUGGACUGGAUUGUUGACCAUGGAUCAGCAGACCUACAAUCGACAGGUCCAAUAUAAAUGGGUCGCAGAAGGAAAAGGCUGUUUCGUCACUGGGCCAAGCGAAAUCUCACCUUACGAAUAUCUGCGAGCUGGUGUCGCAGAUUGUGCUUCCCUGACGCCAUUUGCGCAUCAAACAGCUGCUGAAUACAUUCCCAGUCGCAAAGGGAUGUUCCUCGCCGUCCUGAACUCGAACCUGCACGAUCUAAUCUACGACAUGGGCUCGAGUAGCAGGAUUUCCUGCGCCGGUUAUGCCUUCGCCUCUGGCAGCUUCGAGCAUGACCUGCCUCAAGCAUUCAUUGUCAGUACUAUGGACGCGGCAGCGGAAGCUUGCUUGAAUGGACCCGCAGACCAAUCUGUCCUAUACGGUAACAACACAAAUUUUGUUGCCUGUCUCUGGAAUCUGUUCAACAUUAGGUAUAGGACAUGGGAGCGGCUGAUCAAGUAUACUCGACUUCUCCAAAGAUCGAAUAGUCCGGUCGCAAGCAAGAUUCUGAACCACGCCAAGCAGAACAUGGUUUUCCCAGCUGUCGAUAUAGAAGCUGAUGUUGAGGUCGCAUUCAAGUCGUGUCUUGAGCCAGCGAAUGCUAACAAAUUGGUUCCUCGGGCAUUGCACACCAGUGUUUACACAAUUCCGAGCCCGGUGGAGACUCUGGCUCAGUGCAAGGGCUUCUACUUGCCAGGAUUGUGCGAGUCAUGCAAGGACGCCCUGGAAGAGAACAUUUAUCGCGAAGAUACCAUCCAAACCAUCAAAGGAAUCCCCCAGUUCAUCCUGAACGGCGUGCCAGUUACGCUAGCCGCUGCCGUCCGUCGAGCCUCGAUUUGGGCAACUUCAGAUAAGUGCUGUGAUGGCUGUGCAUGCGUGGUCGGCGAGUGGACAAAUAGUAUAUCCGACAGAGUCACUGUAGCUUCGAUGCAAAGUGAACAGAGGCUAUCUCCGAGAGAUUGGCUUUUGGAGUGUUACGCUAUUGGGUGCGUUGCAUUUUCUCCAUUGCGCCUCAUUUCUAUCACAGGGGGGUUCGACGCUUUUGUGGACAUCCGUUUCGAACCAGGUGCGAUGGGAGAGCAUCGAGACAUAGUUGAUUGCUAAGCAUGCUUCUUUCUGUUGACAGAAGAAUCUUUUUUUUCUGUUGAUGUUGAGGGAUAGGCGAAAGCGUAUUGGCAAUAGUACAUUCGUGGGAGUCGUUUGUAGGAAUAACAUACAUCUUUACGCCUUCGUCUAACGACUCAGUUCGUUAUCGGACAGAUUUGCCUUGCGACAUGGUGGGUUUUGCGUAAUAUGUGAUGUGUUGGAAGCGACUCGCGUUGAUACCCACCUAGGUAUCAUCAUCUUCUCGGCAGAUAUGAUAGAGUUUGGACCAUCCAUCGUGGCUUAUGGAUUCAAAUGCCGAAGUGGCGGAAGGAAACAGAGGCAGAGUUUUCAAUGGUUGUGGGAACCGGAAACGCCGAGAAGCCAUGUAUAUCAACGAAUGCAACAAAGAAGGCGAG